AUCUAGAUCGUAGAUAACAUUUUUAUGCUUUGUUAUACUUUGUAUGUCACAGACAGUUUCACUCAACUCACUGACUUUCAUGAGUUUCAGUUUGUGGACUUUGUCUUUGUAUUAAAACAAAAAAAAUAAUUAAUAGUUCAUAAUUUUGUAAAGUAAAAGAAACGAGCAACUGUAGCACUAGUAACAGUGUAACUUCAGUAAGAGUAGAAGAGACAAGACCAAGAGUCAAAAAGUACAAGGGCUUCAUACAUAAGUUAAGUUAUAGUUAUACUGUUAUACUUAUAGUUAUAGUAACUUAUACAUACUUAGAUACUACAAUCUACAUAGAAUAAUUAUAAAGAAAACCCUGAUCUAUAGAAUAGAUCCAUUAUAAAAUUCACAUUGUGAGUUGUUAUAACAUACUAACUACUAGUACUAGCAUAGCCAUAGCCUGCCAUAGGCAACAUCUUAUUAAAAUUUUAGCCCACAAUUUUAUUCAUAUUGGAAUCUAAUUAGAGUUAGAGUAUUAGAGUAAGCUCUUAUAUAAGGGAACCCCAUCAAAUUCUCCUAUAGUUAAUGCAUCACUUUUUAAAUUUGUAAUUUAUUUGUUUUUUAUGUUUGGAGCUAAAAAUGACAUUUCAGGACUGCGCAUGUCCAAUUUUAGAUAAGUUCCGGCAUUUUUGUUCCGAUAUUCCAAAGCAGAUGGCAGUUUUUUAAGAUUCUCUGUAACCAUGUAUGUAAAGCUAUUUUUUAACCUCCCCCGGCAAUUCACACCCAUAUAAAGGAUGUGGGCUAUAUUAUGAGCCUGUUUGAUCGUAGGCUGAUGGGCAUAUCAAAAUAAGCUUCCAAACAUCUUUAGAAAGACACUCCAAUCACAUUUAUACUGUUAGCUGUUAAAUAAAAUUAAAAAAGGAGGUGUCCCAACGAAUAAUAAUGAAUUUAACACUUUCUCCUUUAGUGGACAAGGCAAAAUCAUAAUAAGAAAUAUUAUUGGGAUUAAUAAAUCUAUGAAUUUUUCAAUGAAUAAACAUGUCCUAGAUCGGGAUAUCUAAAAUAUAUAAUUUAUGAAUGAAAUUAAAAGUGCGGGCUGCUAAUUUGAAGCCAGAGACCAUGCCCACUGCAGGUGAUCACGCCAGGUGAGCUGGAGGUGAGGAGAGGUAUACACUAAGUGUGUACUGUCACAACCUAUCAAACAGGCAGUGGAGGGAGGGGGGAGAGAGAGACAUGAAAAGAAUUAUAAGCAUCUAUGGUAGGGAGGGGGUGUUAAGGUGUAACAAAACGAUUAUCCAAUUUAUGAAAACAAGAAGAGGGUCCUUGGAUGGGAAUUAAAAGAAAAAGAGAGAGAAUACAUGUAGCCUAGUUGAAAAUAUCAUGUUUAUUUAAUUAUUAUAAUUAAUUUAUAUACUAUAUAAAUAUAUAUAGUUUUAUUUCUGUCUGUUUAUACACAUAGGUAGUCCUUAAGGGACUGCAGGCACGACAUGGCCUAAAUUGUGCCAAUGUGCCUAAAAUCAAAUCAAAUCUAUACACAUAGAUUAUAUAGGUAUUUAAAUAAAUAAACGAUAUAUAUAUAUAUAGAGAGAGGCAAUAUGAGGCAAUAGACUAUUCUUCUUCUUCUAGCCAGCUUUAUUGCUGCUGAGCUGUGAGCUCUUUUGCAGACUGUGCCAAGGAAAAAAAGUGUGCUGUUUUCUUCAGUUGUUAAGCUCUGCCGUACAGGGUGUUGGUUAUGUUGGGCUGUAGUGGAAGUAGGGUCUGCCUAAGGUGGAUUAGGGUUUCAAAGGGGUGGGCGCAAUGUCUGCAAAGGGGUAGUUGUGUGGAGUUUAUUUUGUUCAGGUGGUAAUUUAAUAGUGGUGUGUGUCCUGUUCUUAGUUGGAAGAUUGUAGAUUGUUCUUUGCGGGGGAGGAAGUUAAUACUGUCCAGUUUGUUAGGCGUAGUCAUUUCUCUGUACAUGGCUCUGCCUAUGUUUCCUGAUGCCCAUUGGUUGAGCCACUCCUCUUUGUGAUUGUUGACUAACAUUGACCUUAGGGUGAGGUAGUUAACAGGUCUAUCUGGUUGUUCCAUAGAUGAACCUGCCUUUGAUAACUUAUCUGCCUUUUCAUUUCCCAUGAUGCCAAUGUGUCCAGGGAUCCACUGUAGUGUAAUAUUGAUAUUUAAUUUUGAUAUCAUCUGGUGGAUUAUCACAAUGAGUGUUGUCAACUCUCUUGGGCUGUUUGAGGUGCUGCUGUUAAGUGCUUGCAGAGUGGAUUGGGAGUCUGUAAAGACAACAAUAUCUGAUGGUGGUUGCACUCCUUCAUAUAAUUUGUUUUCCACUGUCUGAAGUGCUAUGGUAAUUGCCUCAAUUUCGGCUUGGAAGUUUGAGCAGUAAUCACCACAGGGUGCGCUUAUCUCAAAGUGUUUAUUUUUAGGGAAGACCAGGAAGGCACCAAGACCAGCAUUGAUGGUAGCUUUGAAAGCCGAUCCGUCUGUAUAAAUAUGGAUAGCUGUUUUUUGAUAGCUUUCGAUUGUUUCAAGCGUGCAUACUUUGAGCUCCAGUGGAUUUGAUUCUUUUGUUAAGGUGUUAGCAAUACACUAUAAAAACAUUUUGCAGAAGUGAAUCUACUUUUUGUAAUACAAUCUAAAUAAUUUUUUAUUAUCACAGAGAUAUAAUUUAUUAGCAAUUACAUAGUGGUGUUCAUUGACAGUGCUCAAUGUGCAAUAGGAGCAUGAAGUGACCCAUUUUAUUUUAAAAUAAAAUCUUGACUAUGAGUAGUAAUACAAAGGAACACAGCUAUUUUUAUUGUCCAUUAGUUGAAGAAUAAGAAUCUGCUUUCAAUUUUUUUGUAAGUUAAACCUUCACCAAAUAACAAAAUAAAAUUCCCAAAAGUCGGUGUUCAGAUAUAAGAAUCUACUGUAUAAAAAAUGUAAACUUGUGUGUCGUGUGUAAUUAUUUCAAGUUAUUUUUUAAAAAUUUUUUAUAAUAGUUAAAAAACAAUCAAUCUGUUAUUGACAGCAUGAAAAUUAAUAAAUAAAUGACAUUUUAUGAAAUUUUUUUUUCUUUUUUUUUUGUAUUUUUCUUAGAGGAGUGUGCAGGCAGAUGUUUUCAAAUAAUUUAAAGGAAAAAAUACAAAAAGGGGGUGUAGGCCAAAAAAAGGUUGAAGACCACUUCUCUAGACUUAGACUUAGAUAGUCUCUACUUAUCGAGAUUCUAGAACCUUUGACACUUAGUCUAGUUCUAGAUCUUAAGUCUACAUAUCUCUAGAUUCAACUAGCCUUUAAAAUAUAUAUAGAUAUUUGGUGAUAAUCUAGUCCAAACCACCUGUGCUGAAUGGAAGUGGGCAGGCUGCAACAAAGCAGCUUCUAGAUCAGUAAGAUCUAGAUUCUAAAAGUCUAGAUCUUACUUUUAUAAUAUAUAUAUAUCUUGACUAGAUAUUAAAUAAAAGUCAUACUUUAAAAAAAAAAAUUAAUUAAUUAAAUAAAAAAUAUUCUAAUUCAGGAAUAUUCAACUUCUAGAUCUAUAUUUCAAUUGACUCUUGACAGUCUGACACGCUCAUUAAUUUGAUGUGGCGAUGACGUAUGCAUCAGCUGCACAUACCUGUGUCACAACACACAUUUCUGGCUUUUUUUUUUUUCACAUCUUUCUCUCUGUGUUAAAUGGUGUCUCAAGUGUCUCUCUGUGAUAAUAUGAUAGUUUACCUUCCUUGUGUUUUAGUGUCUUGUAAGAGUCUUAAAAUUGGCAAACUUAAACAUAAUAUAUAUUAUAUUUUCUUGAAAAUUGGGAAAUUAUUAAGAGGCAAUGAUGUUGUUAUAGUAAAGAAUGGACAUCGAAUAUGUGGCACAGGUGCUGCCCUUGCCAAUGCUCCAAUAGCACAGAAUAAAGCUUAUUAUGAGAUUAAAAUUCAGUGCACAGGUAAAUGGGGAGUUGGAUUGGCUACUAGAAGGUGUAACCUUAAUAAGUUACCACUAGGCUGCGACACAGACAGUUGGGUAGUCAGGCAAGAUGGUUGUAUGUUUCACAACAGUGAAGAGAAAGGAAAGCUCCCAGAUAUACCACAAGAAGGAGAUAUUCUGGGCUUAACAUAUGAUCACAUAGAGUUGAAUUUUUUCUUAAAUGGUAGUCCCAUGAGUUCACCUUUCAAUGGAAUCAAAGGAACUGUUUAUCCUGUUUUCUAUGUUGAUGAAGGUGCUGUCCUGGAUGUUCAGUUUGACAAAUUUUAUCACUCUCCGCCUGAUGGCUUUGAUCCCAUCAUGAUAGAGCAGUCCUUGUUGUGAUGUGUCAGUUCUGCUGGGGGUAUAUUUUUGUUUUGUUUCCAAGUCAACUUCAUUUUAGAAGUUGUAUUUGUGUUAGUCAUUGGACAGUUUAUACUCUUCUUACACUAGCUCCUGUGUGGAGACAUUGUUAAGGACUAAAGAAAAAGUGAUGGAUAUAUAUAUAUAAGCAUCAAUUUAAACUUAACUAUUGCUUUCUAGUGAACUGUUUUCCUAACCCUUGCUUCUUGAGACAUUUAGAAAAACAUUCCCUUCUAAUGGAAUGUUUUGCUUUUUUAAACAUUGUUUCCCUUUUAGUUUUGAUACAAAGUGUGACUACUUUACAAAGUGUGACCACUUUGGGAAAUACUUCUCUUAUAUUAAAAAAAAAAAGAUAAUUGUAUAAGCAGAAGGGGAAAAAAGAAUCAUUGACAGUCUUUCUUGUUUUCCUGUCCAAGUUAAUAAUAGAACUGUACAUAUGAUUCUACCUACUUCAGUGUAAAUAUUUUUUUGUUUAGAAUGUUGUAUGUAAAGUGACAUGAUAACUGUUGUUAACAGUGAAAUGUACCAGCUGCUAUGUAAAGUGACAUGAUGACUGUUGUUAACAGUGAAAUGUACCAGAUGCUAUGUAAAGAGACAUGACUGUUGUUAACAGUGAAAUGCACCAAGGUGCUAUGUAAUGUGCUGAUGACUGUUGUUGACAGUGAAAUGUACCAGCUGCUAUAUAAUAUAUAGAGCUAAUGACUUGAUGUUGAAAAGUACCAGUUACUAUGUAAUAUGUAUAUAGUGAGCUGAUAACUGUUGUUGAUGUUGAAAAAUACCAGUUUCUGUGUCGUGUAAAGUGUGCUGGUGACCUAUCUGUGAGGGAAAAUACCAGCUGCUAUGUAAUGUUUAGUGUGGUGAUGACUGUAGCUGGUGGUGAAAUGUACCAGCUACUGGGUAAUAAAAGAGCUUUUGCUAUGUAAUUACAGUAAUGUAGUUAGUCAUUUUGAAUAUAUUGUUGUGAUAGUUUUGUGCAAUUAAUCACUUUGUUGUUAAUUCUUUUUGUUUGUUUUGUUAUCUCUCUGACACUAGUUAAAGGGGGAAAAUGGUGGGGUUGUAUUUAUGCAAAAAUUUUUGUAAGUGGGAGGUUUGAAUUGUUAAGGGAAUAUUUUUUCAGGAUCAAAGCAUUUACCAUAAUUUUUGAAGAAAAUGGCAUGAGUUGCUAAAAACACUUAAUUCAAACAUACUAUUCUUAAGUAAGCAGUAAUCCUAACUUGAGCAGUAUGGUGGCUAUGUUAUUGAAUGCUUUUUUGUCAUGUAAUUCCAAAUUAAAGUGCCAUUAAUAUAGUUUUUUGUUUUUACUCAAGAUGUUUGUCGUCUCAUAUUCUGUCCAGCUCUAAGGAUACUUGAGACAUUCUGGGAGGUAAUGUAAAAAUUGAACAAAGUUCUAGUCUUGUCAUAGCCCUUUUUUAAAGUAGUGAUGAAAAAAAAAAUGAGUUAAAUCUACAGUAUUAAACUUAACUGUGAACUUUUAGACCUUGCAGUGUCAUUUUAAACACUUCACUAUUCACACUCAAAGAAAGAACAUUUGUUUGCUACUCUUUAUAAAUCUUUAUAAACUACACAUCUACUUGAAGAUUGUUUGAAGGUGUUCAAAUAUUUCUACAUGUGCUCAGAAAAAUGAAUGUUAUAAUUUAGUAACUAUUAUUGUAGGCUCCAGGGAAACAAUUUAAUAACUAUUUUUUAUAGACUCCAGAGGGAAAAAGAUAAAAUAGAAUAGAUUUAAUGUUAGUUGUUUUUUCGAAUAUGUAGUAACCUCAAAGAUAAAUUAAUUUGUAUAAUUUAUUGUUUAAAAUAUGCAUGCUUGUACUAAAAUUUAUAUGGUAGUGGAUGUAAUGAUAAUAUUUACUUUUGAAAAAAAUCUUAAUUUGUAAGCUUUUAUUAAUUUUAUUUUGUUUUAAUUUUUAAAAUUGUAAACAUUUUUUUUUGCCAUAAGCAUGUUAUUGGGAAUCUGUUUUUGUGAGUCUCCUUUUGUAUCAUCAUCUGUCUAUUUACUUCUACAUUCUUCAAACCGAAUGCAAUAUUGUCAUUGAAUGUGUAGGGCUCAUUAAUUAAUUUUCAAAGCGCUCUAGCAGUGACUAUGUGUCUGUGUAUUGUCUUGUUCAUCUGAUGUUAAGGCCUAUAUCUAGUAACACAAUUAAUUUACAUGACAUCUGACCAAGGAUUCAAUACAAAUGCAUAGUUUCUCUAAGUUUGUUUAAUAUUUUCACACACACAUUAUAAGAAUUAGUAUAGUUUGCCUAUAUAAAUGUACAUACAUCCAUAUAUAGUGUUAGAUCUGAUAUAUUUAGAUACAGAUGUCUUAACUUAUUUGCUGGUAUUGAAUUUCAUGUACUUUAAUGCACCAUCUAUAAUGUCUUAAGCUUACUGAGUUAAUGACAUGCUGUAUCUCUAGUAUUCCAGCAUCUAGCAGUAAUGUUUUCUAAGAAAUACUGAAAAGUAAAAAGUAUUUGUUAUCCUUUAAAAUAUCUUAAACCAUUGGAUUGUUUUUAUUACAUAUUUUAAAACAUUUUAGUUUAGCCAUCAGCUAUAACUGAGUACCACUUGAUGAAAGAUUAUUUUAAUGGAUUUUUUUUGUCUUGUUUUACAAUGCUGUGAAUUCCUAAUUUAUUAUUUUUGUCAUUUAUUGCAAUAAAAUGAAAAAUCAGAA
Molecule: messenger RNA, 6892 nt
Organism: Biomphalaria glabrata
Lineage: Eukaryota; Metazoa; Mollusca; Gastropoda; Planorbidae
Product: SPRY domain-containing protein 7-like
Exons: 5
Coding region: 3607-4224 (205 amino acids)
Molecular function (GO): protein binding
Source: RefSeq, a predicted model, not a curated record